AUGUCAUCAUAUGAAGAUAAUACAAAAAGGAUUGAUUUCUGGACAAUAGAACAGGAAGAGAAGAAAUUCAGUGAACUUUAUGUGUGUUCGUAUCGGCGAUGUCUCGCAGUUGGUAAAGUCGAGCAAUUAGUUAAAGAAAGAAACGAUGCUGUUCGAAAUAAGUCUCGCAGAUAUUCUCAUCAAGUGAACCAAUUAAUGAAACAAACCAAGAAAAUCUUCAUAUCUCGAGCCAGUGUGUAUUCAAGUGGUGGUGGUGGUGGUUUUGGUUUUACACUUCGUUAUUAUGUUAUUUACCCGUCAUUAACUUCUGUUCAGGCAUCAUAUCAUGUUGUCAUCGAUGAACAUCAGCGAAAGCAAUUAGUCGACGACAAAUCAACAACGAUGAGAAUUCCAUCUUCAUCGACCAAUUUCCGACAUCAUCAAGGAGAACAACAAGAAAUCUCCUCAUCGAAUUCCAUGAAAAUUAUCAGCACUGAUAACAUCGAUGAUGAUGGUCUUACUCGUCAUGAGAAUCUUCAGUAUUUGGAUACGAUCUUUGUCAAAGACGUGCGCCGAGAUAGUCCAGCUUAUAAAGCUGGUCUAAGAGCAGGCGACCGAGUGCUAUCAGUCAACGAUCAAUCUGUACAUGGAAAGACUUACGCGCAAGUCAUUGCCACAAUUAAAAAUACUCCAUAUGAUCUCGUUUUGAAUGUUCUACCCAACGAAGACGAUCACAUUUCUCUAAAUUCUUAUCAAUCGAAUAAUUAUUCAUCACCAUUCAUCAUGUCAAAUAAUACAAUCGAACAGAAACUACGUAAUUUACAAAUCAAUCUAGCACAAGGUCGAACUCAAGAAGAGCUCGCACAAGCUGGAAUUUACUUUCCUUCUCCAAAAUCAUCGUCAUCUCCGCAGAACAUCUUUUCAAAUUACAUCGAUUCAGUUCACAAAGCAUUAGAUUCGUCGAAACAACCUUCCAAAGAGAGUUCGUCAUCGUAUUAUCAAUCACCAUUUCACAAUGAGUAUAUUCCGUACGAAUAUAAACAAUCAGCAUCAUUUCUACCUAUGGUUAAUACCUCGUUUAAUCUUCCUUCGCAAGAUCAAACUCAAUGGACAUCGCCUUCAUCGUCGUCACGCGAUGAAGUCAAAUCACCAUCGAGUGAUUCGAUGGGAACGGAUAAGGACAUGAAGACUGAAUUUGUCAACUUUCGGAAGAAACAGUUCGAAAGUGGCCAUGUGGAAAAUCUCGCUCAUGACAAUCAAAGUGAUUCGAAAAUGAAGAAAUACUCCGAAAAGAAAAAGUACGAAAACGAAUGGAAUCGAUUGACCGCCGUUGCCGACGUUGAAUCUGUAAUGACCCGUGCAUCACACUUCGAAGAUAUCGAUCCAAACAAAUUCGCGAAAUUCAAAUCUAAACCUUCAAAUUCGCCAACGCCCUCACAGCAAGAAAGUAUUCUCUAUCAAGAAGAUGAUCAUUCAGAGCAAGAUGGCUAUUAUGAAUCACAAUAUAAACUGAUGAAACCAAUUGUAACAUCAUUUCAAAUGCCGAGAGCUGAUGAAAUCAACCAUAUCGAGUAUAAUUACAAUCAUCCAAGAUACAUGAUUGAACCGGUACGAACGACAUCAUCUCAAAAACCAACAUCGACGACAACGACAACAACAACAACAUCUCAUUAUGCUCCAUUAACGGCAAAUGAAAGUCAACGAUAUACAAUUAAUAAUUAUUCUCCAGCACGAACUUCAGGCGUGAGUCUUAUUCGUCAAGAUUCAUAUAUAACUGCUGUCCGGUCAGCACAUCCAAAUGAACAGACCGAUUUCGUUAACCUGCAUGUUUGUGAUCAGUUUGCUUUGUCUUAUAACCCUGAAACACCCGUUUUUCGACGUAAAGUAGCCCAAUAUGGUGUAACGUCACGAACAAGCGAACAAGAACUAAAACAACGUCGAACAUCUUAUUUGAUUGCAACAGAUCAACGUUUGUCAUGUCGCAUCGACCAUCUACCUCCGACAUAUUUGCGAACAAACAAAGACGACAACUAUUCCUAUGAUGUUUCGCAUGAAGAACAACAGAAAUUAAGAGGUACUCCUCAACACCAAUCGCAAGCGAUACGAAAGCUAAAAAGUUUUUUCGGUGAAGGAACGCCGGAAGUGACUCAUGCGCUCGAUCAACGUUCCUCCUUGUCACCUCAAUUAUCGUCGGGUAAUCAGUCAAAGUCAGGCUCCUAUUUCUUCGACAGUUCAACCACGACUCCACAAGAAUCGAUCUUAUUGACCACUAUGGCUGAUAACAUCGAAGCAACAAAAGAAGGAAUACUCUAUUGUAAGACAGUACUCAGAGAUGGUCGUCGGGCACCAGAUCGCUCAUGGCGUGGAGCAUGGGCAGUUCUUCGACGUGGUGCUCUCUUUCUUGGAAAAGAGAAAAAACAUGGAUUAUUAAUUCCGUUGUCAUGUGAUUCAUUUCCAAUCAAUCUUCGAAAUGCUGAAGUUGAGUUAGCAAGUGAUUACGUGAAGAAGCCUCGUGUUUUCAAAGUGACAACCUCAAGUCAGAGUGAAUUUCUCUUUCAAGCACCUGACUCACAAUCAUUAACGGAAUGGUUAUAUGUUAUCAAGGAGUAUUGUGCUUCCGACCAAAAUAAUUCACGGUUACUGACUGAUGUCAAUGAUAAAUCAUUAAGAAAAAGUGCAACUUCAUUGUUGCCGCUCGCAUCGACAACGAAUGAACCAGAUUUAAUAUCGCAGAAUGAUGCGCAACAAAAAUCCAGUCCAACGCAAACGAGAAAGUCGAAAUUAUCUUUACGUAGUCCGUCACUCAAACGUUCACCUAGUCUUCGCUUGCGUAAAUCACAAAAACCAGCGACAAGCCAGCAGGUUACAUCAAUGAGUAACUUAAAUUCUCCAUCGAGUAUCUCUCCUCGUCGUUCCUUUGUCAAAUCUAUUGUCAAAAAAGGUCUUCGAACACUAAAAUCUUCUUCAUCGAUCUUAACCAAUCAAAUGAGUGGACAAAUUUACGACGAAAGCAGUGGAGAAUAUAUUUCAUCAAGUUCAGGUGUUCAUUCCAUUUCCCAAGGCACUAAUUUCGGCAUUGAAUUAGAAGAAUGCGAAUGUUCAUCGAUAUCACGUUAUAUUCCCAUCGUAGUGGAGAUUCUCACUCGUCUCGUCGAGUUACGCGGUAUUAACAGUCAAGGAAUCUAUCGAAAUGCAGGCGGUUUAACUGCAGUCAAUUGGCUUGUCUCGGAAUUUGAUAAAGGAGCAGAAAAAAUCGAUUUCAAUUCAGAGAAAUGGUACGAUGUGAAAGCCAUAGCGUCAACCUUGAAGACAUUCUUUGCUAAACUGCCUGAUUCCUUACUAUCAUCAAAAAUGAGCAGUUUAGCUGUCAAUGCUAGUCGAAUUGAAAAUCAUCGUGAUCGUCUAAUGGAUUUGAAACGUCUGAUAAUGCAAUUGGACGAUUAUCGUUUUGAAACAUUAAAGUAUUUAUGUGCACAUUUCCGACGAGUAGCGUCGAACUGUGAUGUUAACAAGAUCGAUGCGAGAAAUCUGGCGAUUAUCUUUGGACCAACGUUAAUCUGGGAUUCCAAAGCAUCCUUACAAUCAAAUCUGGUGGACAAUCCAGAAAAGAUUCGAAUUAUUGAAUCAUUUAUUCUAUACUACGAAUGGUUUUUUGACUAUAAUGGUUCAGAUGAUGUUCCAGCGGAAAUCAAUCCUCAAAUGCCAAAACUACCUUUAGUAUUAAGCAUCACCAGUAAUGACCACGAUCUAUCUCUUAACAACGAAACGAAACCAUCGGAAAUCAUUCAGCAAAUUGUUCGUGCUGCUAAACGACGAUGGUCAUCACCUCUACUACUCGAUUCCCUGUCGUCGUUGAAUAUGAACAACACAGAUCAGCAAACCUCGAAGCCGAUUAAUAUCUCAUGUUGUUCGUCCACAUUGAUAUCUAUUUUGUUAAACCGUCGACGAGAUACAAAGAAAGAAGAGAAAUCAUCAACAUCUUCUUCACGGUCUCGUUCGGUAGACUCAUCUCUUCAAACGAAUCAAAUCGUUUCAUCAUCAACAGAUUCAGCUGUUUAUUCCAUGUCAGAUAUAAGCUCAUCAAUCAGUACCACAGCGACAAAGAAACCAUCGCAAUCCCUGAGAGAUAUUUCACAUAUAUUUCAAUAUUUUACGUUAUCAAAUGAAAAACACAAAUCGAAAACUCUGACCAAUAUUCGACGGAAAAAAUCACGAAAGAAAAUCACCGACGAAACGUUUCUUCUUCCAACAAAUAAAGAUGAUGAAAUCUACGAAAGAAUCAGUAAUUCCAGUAUUUGUUUUAUCGAUCAAUCUCCAGUGCAUGAAAUUGAUCUAGUCCAGCAAACAUCUCUUUUGAAAUCGAAAUUAAUUGAACAUGAAAAUCUUCUUCAAACACUAAAACAGCAAAUCCACGAUGUAGAUCAGCAAAUCUUCAUUAUCAAAGAAGAUUCCAUCGAGAAAACAUUCUUCUCAUCUUCAGAUCGACAAUUAAUCAAACGUCGUCACACGUUCAACUCGCUCUUAGAUUUAAACGAUCUCUUUCUUGAAAAAGACAAACUCUCCUCUUCAUCUUUAUACGCCUUACAACUUUUGUGA
Messenger RNA from Adineta ricciae, 4575 nucleotides. NCBI's taxonomy places the organism in Eukaryota, Metazoa, Rotifera, Eurotatoria, Adinetida, Adinetidae. The record is from the annotation of a GenBank genome assembly.